This is a messenger RNA of Sphenostylis stenocarpa, 1632 nucleotides long. NCBI's taxonomy places the organism in Eukaryota, Viridiplantae, Streptophyta, Magnoliopsida, Fabales, Fabaceae. The record is from the annotation of a GenBank genome assembly.
AUGGGUGACACUUCCUGCAGCAGCAUAGAAGCACAGAACAUGAACAGUGAGAGGAACCGAGGCGGGUGGAGAAGUUCUCCCUUCAUCAUUGGAUCAAUGGCGGGUAUGUCACUCGCCAGUGCAGGAAUAAUUGGAAACUUGAUUGUGUACAUGAUACGUGAGUUUCAUGUGAAGAGCAUCAGUGCUGCUCAGGUUGGAAACGUGGCAAAUGGAAGCACCAGUUUGUUUCCCAUUGUUGCUGCAAUCAUGGCUGAUUCUUUCUUUGGAUCUUUCUCUGUUGCCUUGUUUUCUUCCUUUGUUGCUUUCUUGGGCACAAUUAUUUUAGUGUUGACAACUAUUAUCGAUUCAUUGAAGCCUAAGCCCUGUAACAAUGGAUCAAAGCUAUGCAACCCCCCUUCAAAUUUCCAAUAUGCGAUCUUGUACGGAGGCAUAGCUCUAUGUGCAAUUGGAUUUGGGGGUGCACGCUUCACAACGGCAACAUUAGGAGCAAAUCAAUUUAACGAGGCAAAGCAUCAAGACAUAUUCUUUAACUGGUUCUUCUUGACUUGGUACACUGUUUCUGUUGUAUCCUUUACUGGGAUUUUUUACAUCCAAGAUAACGUGAGUUGGGCUUGGGGUUUUGGCAUUUGUAGUGUUGCCAACUUGAUUGGCCUAGUCAUUUUCUUACUUGGUUAUCGAGUUUAUCGUCUUGAAAACCCACAAGGAAGCGCUUUCUUGAAUCUUGCACGUGUUCUUGUUGCAUCUAUUCGGAAAUGGAAAUCUCAGCUGUCUUCCACAACAAAGGAUUAUUAUAGUGCCCACGAUGAAACAGUUCCAGUGCAACCUGCUACAAUUCCUGGACAAAGAUUAAGAUUCUUCAACCGUGCAGCUCUAAUAACUGAUGGAGACCUUCAAUUAGAUGGUUCAAUUGGGAAACCAUGGAGACUAAGCACAGUUCAGCAAGUGGAAGAUUUCAAAGCUGUUAUUGGAAUCUUGCCACUUUGGAGUUCAAGCAUAUUCCUAUCCGUUCCAAUAGGAAUCCAAGGCAGCAUGACAGUCCUUCAAGCUCUAGUCAUGAAUCGUCACAUAGGACAUUUUCAAUUCCCAGCUGGCUCCAUUACUGUUGUACCCUUAAUUUCCACAUCCAUUUUCCUCACCUUUCUUGAUAGGGUACUUUGGCCUGCAUGGCACAAGUUGAAUGGUAAAUCGCCAACCACUCUCCAACGAAUUGGAGUAGGCCAUGUGUUCAAUGUGCUUGGAAUAGCUGUCUCAGCUCUUGUUGAAUCAAAGAGGCUCAAGAUGGUUCAUUCCAAUCCCUCUGUAACUAUGUCUGUCCUCUGGUUGUUUCCACCACUGGUGUUAGUUGGCUUGGGAGAAUCAUUUCAUUUUCCAGCACAAGUUGCUUUCUACUACCAGCAACUUCCUCGGUCACUUGGAAGCACAUCAACUGCUAUGAUUUCCAUGCUUAUAGGGAUAUCCUUUUAUCUAAGCACUGCUUUCAUUGAUCAAGUGCAUAAGAGUACUAAUUGGUUACCAGAUGACAUAAAUGAAGGGAGACUUGAUCAUUUCUACUGGAUGCUAGUCGUGAUAGGGGCCAUCAACUUUGUAUAUUACUUGGUGUGUUCAACUUUGUACAAGCAUACAAAAAUGUAA